This is a messenger RNA of Dimorphilus gyrociliatus, 1801 nucleotides long. The record is from the annotation of a GenBank genome assembly. NCBI's taxonomy places the organism in Eukaryota, Metazoa, Annelida, Polychaeta, Dinophilidae.
GCAACAAGUUUUUGUCCAAGACACGCCAUUUUAAUCAUAAGAGAUUUUUCUCUGUAAAUGGAAUAUCUUGCAAAAAAUGGCGUGUUUAAGUGAAGAGGAAUUUGACGGAUUUAAGGAUCAUGAUCUGUCUCUUAGUUCUUUUGAAGAUUAUGAUGCGAAGUCGUUUAAUUGCUCAAAGUCUUCCUCUAUGACUGAUCUAUACUGUAUUCAGGAUAAAUAUAUAGUUACCUCUGAAGUAAUAGGUCAAGGCGCUUUUGCUAAGGUCGUUCUUGGUUUUUGCAAAGCAACAAACGAACGCGUAGCAAUAAAGAAAAUUGACAAACGUAUUACUCAAGAGAAAAAUCUAUUGGAAAGAGUUCAAAGCGAAGCCGCAAUUCACCUUCAAGUUUCCUCUCAUAAAAAUGUCGUCAAGUUUAAGGAUCUCUUCGAGGAUGACUAUUUUCUCUAUUUUGUUCUUGAGCUUUGUGAAUAUGGUGAUUUAAGAUCGUACCUUACAAAACAAAAUCAGGGUAAAAACUGUAGGUGCAGCGAGAAUGAAAUUCGGCAAUUUUUACAACCCGUUGUGGAAGUUUUAUAUUUAUUACAUGAAAAUGACAUUGUACACCGAGACUUGUCUCUAUCAAAUGUUUUAGUAACCAAAGACUUAAAGUGCAAAUUGUCAGAUUUUGGUCUGGCUAUAAAAUUAGAUAAAAACAAAGAGAAUGGGGGAGGUAAUAGAGCUUUUUGUGGAACGCCAAAUUAUAUAGCUCCAGAGCUAAUCAGAGAUAAAGUCUAUAGGAAAGAAUCUGACAUAUGGAGUCUCGGAGUAAUGUUUUAUACAGUUUUAGCUGGUAAGGAACCUUUCGAUGGACAAGACAGAAAUCAAACUUUUAAAAAUAUAUUAAGCAUGGAUGUUAAAUCAUAUUUACCAGAGAAUACAAGUAAAGAAGCGCAUGAUUUGCUGAACAGGACGAUUUGCUUAGAUUAUAAAAAGCGAUUAUCACCCAAAGAGAUUUUAAAUCAUGCAUUUUUUUGGAAAACAGACAUAAGGAGUGAAUUCUCUUCAGAUUCUGGCCGAGAAACACUAAGUUCGGCUUGCAAACCUUAUCGACCCUCCAUAUAUACAGAUUCUGUAGUAUCUCAGCCAACUCAAAUUGAUUCGACUGAAAGAACGAAACCAGAGAAAAUAUCAACAAUUAGGUUAAAGCCAAUUAAAAGUCAUAACAAAGAUACUAUUAUUGAAAUUAGGAAAGAUUCAUAUGUUACUCUCCACGUCCAAAGAAGGAGUGGUCGUGGAUAUGACGUAUUUCAAGUCUCUCCAGACGGCGAACAAAUAAACGUUUUUACAACGAAAACGCCUUUAGGUGAAGAUGACAAUCAAUGCCCUCCCUCGAGUAAAUCGUACACAUAUGAUUCUUUACCAGUUAAAUAUUGGCAAAGAUAUGCCUACGCCACAAAGUUUGUUAGAAUUGUUCGUUCUGGUACGCCAAAAGUUACAGUAUAUACUGAGAAGGCUAAAUGUAAGCUAAUGGAAAGCUUAGACGAUUAUGAGGCUAUUUUUCAUGAUGGAACAAAGAUUUCGGGGAAUUUGUCAAAAGAUCAAAUACGCAUAAUUGAAUCUGACGGAAAACAAUAUAAUGAAUUACCAGCAAGAACAAAAGAUAAAUGGAAAUAUGUGUGUGAUCUACUAAAAGAAUGCCAUUUUAUUGAAAGUUCUUUUCGGAAAAGAAAAUCAGAAAUCUUAGAUUAUUUUCCUGUACGUGUAGGUGCGAACGUUUUUGUUACAAAAAAUUCAGAUGGCGUUAGUAGUGCUUGUUUUUAG